AUAUUAAUUGCUCAUUACGGAACACGCAGUCAUCAGUUCCAGUUAGGUUAACGUACUAUGUAACACAUUCAAAUAUGAAGUCGAUAUAUUUAUUAUUGUUAAUAACAAUAUUCAACAAUGGGAAUAUCGUUCGUGCCCAUUUUGAUAUGGUCGUACCCGACCAUAAAAACGCUUUUGAUCUGAAUCUCUAUAAAUCUGUGUUAGAUCCUGAAUUGUGUGAGCAACAAUUAAGAUAUAUCCAGGAAAAUGAACCGCAAAUUUUAUUUGAAUUUUUCGACGCAAGUUUUCGAACACCAAGAGGCAUACUGACUGGCAAUGUAAGGGACUUUGGAAACUACCAUCAAUGCUUACGCAUAAAUCAGGAGAUACCAGGCUCAGUUGUUGAAGGCAAAUACUGUAUGAUAAAUUUGCCAUUAAACCAAAACUGGCCCACACUACCUGACAGGCCUAACAUUACGUGGCCUGAUGAAUGGCCUGAUAUAACAUGGCCUGAAGACUGGCCUGACCUGACUUUGCCUGAAAGACACCCAAGGAUGGCAAAGCUAAAAUAUGCUGCAGAACGUUCGAGGAUGUAUCAUUUAGCAACAUCAGGCUUUGAAAGAUUCAAUGGAGCAGCUAAAGAUGACACAGGAAAUCCUGGUUCUGCUCUCGCCAGCUUAACCUUCCAACUCGGUCUUUGCUUGCCCAGAGCAUGUACCGCGGACACGGGAUUGAAGGUUUUACUCAAUACUACAGAACCCCUAGCUAUUGACUUCAAGGAAUCUUAUUAUCGUCUGCCUAGUGAUAAACUUUGGGUGCCUGGAGAAUACGUUGCUUUUUCAAUAUUUGGAAUCUUCAUCAUACUCGUCGCUUUGAGCACAGCGUACGACAUUCGUAGCACCAUUUAUCUUGAGAAAGAUCCUAAGCAGUUAAACAAGUUGCUCUUAGCCUUUUCUGCUUACACCAAUACUCAUCGUCUGGUCACUUACAAACCGGUCCCUGGUGCUUUAGAAUGUCUGGACGGUAUCAGGACUUUUGCUAUGGUUUGGGUCAUCAUCGGCCAUACGUUCGUUACUCAAACUUCCAGUAUGAUAAUGGCUAAUCCUGCUGAUGCUCUGGCUUGGAUGACGUCGCUUGAUUCCAUCUGGAUCACAGCAGCACCUAUCACAGUAGACACAUUUUUCAUGCUCAGUGGUCUUCUAUUGGUUUACACCACUGCCGGAAAGCUAACAAGCAUGAAAUUAGUCAAAAGUCUUCAUCUAUUCUACCUCAACCGUCUCCUUCGGAUGUUCCCUGCAUUGGCCGCAGUGAUUCUCCUCCAAAUCUCAAUAUUCAAUCGUGUGGCUGAUGGUCCGUUCUGGGAAGUGGAAAUGACUCAUACGCAUAGAUGCAGGGUAUAUUGGUGGUCUACUCUACUGCAUAUCCAGAAUUUCGUUAAUCCGUCGCAUAUGUGUCUCGCCCACUCCUGGUAUCUCGCAAUAGACGUGCAACUGCAUAUUCUAUCACCUCUAGUCCUGGUUUGGGUGCUAACUGGCAGAAAGAAACUGGCUUGGUCAGCGCUUGUUGGAGCUCUUAUAUCUGUUCUCGCCGCUGCAACUACUUAUAACUUUAUUAGGAACUUUCCUGCAGGUCCAGUCAUACCUUCACGCCCACAAGAUUCCGCAGAUUAUCUUACCAACUACUAUGUGAACACGCUGACUAGAGCCUCGCCCUUCUUCGUUGGAUUAAUAUUUGGCUACAUUCUACAUCUAAAUCGCGAUAGAAAAGUUAAAAUUAAUUUUAUACCAGCCACGAUCCUAUGGGUUUGUGCCAUAGUCAUAGCUCUCCUCAUCAUAUACUCGUCCUACCCUAUCAUGCAAUUGGACUGGGACAACCAGUUCGCUGAUAACAUGAUUAAUUCCUUCAUGAGACCAGCGUGGGCUAUGUUCGUUGGAUGGAUGAUCUUCGCUUGUGUUCAUGGAUACGGUGGCCCUGUCAACUGGAUCCUAUCUCACCGAGCAUGGAAGGUGUUGAGUCGGCUCUCCUAUGCCAUGUAUUUGGUUCACUACCCAAUGCAGUUCAUCAUCAACGCCAUGCCGAUAGUUCCUAUCUACUUCGACGUACGAUUCUCGUUAUUCCAAUUCCUGGCUGACUUCUCGCUGGCAGUGAUAGUUGCUUAUUUAAUUACUAUUCUCAUUGAUGCGCCGUGCUCAGUGCUCAUCAAACAUUUUAUGGGAGGAGGACCAAAAAGACCGGCCAAAGUAGCGGUAGCGGAGGAACCUGCAGAACCGUUGGAAGCCAAGAAUACAUAUAUUUAGAAUUUCACUUAAUACGUAGGUGUUAUAAUAAUUUUCUCUAUUUUGAACAACAAAGACUUAAUUUUUUGACAUAAUAAUAGGUAGGAACAGAUAUAGAUAGAAAUUAAGUUUAAUGUAAGUAGGUAAAUAAUAAGUUUCUCAAUUGUAAUAAAUUAUUAAGGUAGCAACUAAAGUGUGCACUAGGUAGGUA
Helicoverpa armigera (cotton bollworm) is the source of this 2466-nucleotide messenger RNA. RefSeq names its product nose resistant to fluoxetine protein 6. The transcript is spliced from 13 exons. NCBI's taxonomy places the organism in Eukaryota, Metazoa, Arthropoda, Insecta, Lepidoptera, Noctuidae. Bases 75 to 2276 code for a protein of 733 amino acids. The record is from RefSeq and is a predicted model, not a curated record. Gene Ontology annotation, molecular function: acyltransferase activity, transferring groups other than amino-acyl groups.